AGCUCGGUACUGCGACCGACUCCUUUCGCUUCUAUAGUUGUGUAUCAGCCUUUACACAAGGUCUAUUUACCACUCUUACUCCUCACUGUCUCGGCAAUGCCGAUGCAGCAAUAGGUAUCAUCUUUCUAGCAGUAUUAAGUGCUAUCACAGCCCCUUGCCAAAACUUUCUCGCUGGCCAUCAGCUGUUUCGGUCCAGUGUUUGUUGACAUACACCGUGUGUAACGAGCAGAAUCUCAAGCAGGCUAAACAAAAAGCGACGAAAUCACUACUCUUGACUUUGUACAUGUACGCGAAUGUUAGUUUUCUAGCUGUCGCGAGUUCAAAGAGAGAGAGGCUAUCAGGGAUUCACAAUGGCGGAAGAGAAAGGAACGGCGAUGCCGGUGAACAACGGUCGUGGCGAGCUGAAAGAUGAUCAUGGUAUAGCCAUACAGGAACACGGAGCCUUGGAUACUAACCCCCAUGCUGAUUCCCAGAGACCAACCGAUCCCAAAGAUGUAAAACAUCGUGGUGUUGAGAAAAUGGAGCGCUUCAAUGACGUUUUAUAUCAUUCCGGCAGGACUGGAAAAGUCCUACUUUGGGUUCUUGCGGUGAGUAUGAUACCAGUACAUGGACUCCAUCCGGAUACAGGGCUGAUAUGUUACCAGGCUUCGCUACUCGCAACCAUGAUUGGAUACUCCUUAGAUCAGGCAAGCACAUCUCAAUUCACUGUGAUUGCCGCUUCAUCCUUUGGCCGACACGCAGAUAUUGUAAGUUACGGCGCCAUAGCAACUGCCAGCCAGAUCAUCCGUGCAAUCGCCGAACCCUUCCUUGGGAGAAUGUCCGACAUCACUUCUCGACCAGACACAUACAUCGUUGUCCUCGUAUUUUAUGCUAUCGGCUAUAGCGUAGCAGCUAGUUGCAACAACACGGCCACAUAUGCGAUUGGCAUCUGCUUCACGUCGUUUGGCGAGUCAGGUCUGGAUUUAUUAUCGAACGUUAUUGUUGGCGACCUGACUCCGCUUCAAUGGCGGGCGUUUGCUGGUGGGAUGUUGAACGUCUCCAGUCUAUUCACUACGUUUGCCGCAGGUGGGAUGGUCGACGCUCUGGUUCCAGAUAAGUGGCGAUGGGGACUUGGUAUUUUUGCCAUCAUGAUCCCAAUCCUUAUGCUACCUGCCAUAGGCACAUUAUACGGCAUCCAACGAAAAGCUGAUAAGAUGAGUCUUGAUGGCAUCGCAGACAGCAGUAUGGUGAGGAAAAAUCGCGUAGACCACUCUUUAAAACGGUACAUAGGUCUGGCUCGACAAGGUAUUAUUGACAUAGACCUCCUGGGGCUUGUCCUGCUUGGGUUUGCAUUCUCGCUUAUCCUUCUAUGUCUUACUCUUGCAGAGAAUGCAGAUGGAGGCUGGUCUAACCGAAGCAUGAUCGCUAUGCUUGUUGUAGGCUUCGUUCUUCUCGGUGCGUUCAUCGCGUACGAAGUGUGCUUGGCGCCCAAACCAGUCAUGAGGAAGACAAUUCUUCUGAACAAAGCAUGGAUCUGCGCGACUGUCGUUACAGUGGCUAGCCAAAUGUCCACUGGUACCAGAGCCGGAUAUUUCUCCUCAUACACAUACGUUACUCAGUCCUUCAGUGACUUUGAGUGGAGUGUAUUCAAUAAUGUAAGUAUGCUCACGUUGUAUUUUACCAGUCCCCUAGGCGGCUUAAUACACCGUAUCACCCACAGAUACAAGACACUGAUGCUCAUCGGAGCUGUUCUAAGGCUGAUAGGAAACGGGAUUGUCUUGACGGGAAACGGACGCGCAACCCAAAGUCUUGCGGCUUUAGCGGUCUCCCAGGUCCUCGUUGGAUUUCGUGGGUUCAUGACCAUCGGGGCAAAAGUUGGCAGUCAAGGGUCCGUCGCCCACACUGAUCUUGCUUCCGCGGUGUCUUUGUUGUUUCUCUGGGGUAUAUUGGCCAGUUCCGUGGGCUCUGCUAUUGGCGCACUUAUCUGGACAAACAAGAUGCCGAAAUUUCUUCGUGAAGAGCUGCCUGCAGGCACUUCUGAGGCAACUAUCAAAAAGGUCUACGGAUCCAUCAAAUUACUCAAGGAGUAUGACUUAGAUGAUCCCAUCAGAGUUGGAGCAGUCCGUGCAUAUGAUCGCACAAUGGGGAUUAUAUUCCUCACGAGUCUCUUGCUUUCCACUGUCUGUGUCGUCUUUACGUUGGCUAUGCCGGACUAUUAUCUCGGGAAGCAACAGAAUGCUAUCGAUAACAAAGGUGUGGAUGGGCAUGAGGUCGUUGGCAUUGAGGACCAUACCAAUCGGGAGCGAUAUACAGGACCUGGUCUGUGGAACCGAAUCCGUCGUGCGUACUACAAAGACACUUAA
Pseudovirgaria hyperparasitica is the source of this 2342-nucleotide messenger RNA. Its product is annotated as putative siderophore-dependent iron transporter. Gene Ontology annotation, molecular function: transmembrane transporter activity. The transcript is spliced from 6 exons. The record is from RefSeq and is a predicted model, not a curated record. Bases 351 to 2342 code for a protein of 663 amino acids. Gene Ontology annotation, biological process: transmembrane transport. Lineage: Eukaryota; Fungi; Ascomycota; Dothideomycetes; Acrospermales; Acrospermaceae.